CGCAGGCAUGGAUAAUGAACCUACCAUACAUGUGCAGGAUAAGCUUCAGUUUGAUACGUCGGCCUUGCUGAUCAUUCGAUGACUGGAUUAGAAGAUUUGCCAAAAUUAAUAUAUAUGAUAAAGAUUGUGGAUCCAUUACCUGUUUAGUUAAUUCAUUAUAGCAUCUGUAUAUGUACAGAAAUGUUAUGACGCAUUAUUUAUUUUUAACUGUAUUUCUUAUAUAUACAAAAAAAGGCAAAUAUUAUGCACAUAUUUCUCGUGGAUCUCUUAAUUGUCUACUUCCUCAAGGAGAAACGGAGAAGUUAAAGGAAACAGAGAGAAACCUGAAGGAACGAAGAAAGAUGGCUUUCGGCUAUGCUCAUUAUUCUUGGAGCAUCUUACUCUAUCUUCUUCUUCUGAUAUUGUACUCUAAUGGCAUUGAGUCCACGGAGAUGAUAAAAGAACCAGGAAAGGCUGAUGAUAGUCUUCAUCAGCACCGUGAGAUGAAUGUUUUAAGACUCCAUAGCAUGGAUGAUGAUGAUGAUGCUGAUAUAAUGAUGCCCACAGAUCAUGUUCAUGCUCAUGCUCAUCCAUCAUCACACUUGGACCCUCAACUGAUGGUUUUCUUCUUGGUUGAAGACUUAAGGGUUGGAAACACAUUGCCCAUUUUCUUCCCCAAAAGGAACCCUUCUUCUGCCAAACUCCUACCCAAAGAACUAGCCGACUCCAUUCCUUUCUCGCUUGACGAGCUUCCAAACCUUCUUCAGACCUUCUCCUUCUCUAGAGGCUCUCCACAGGCCAUGGCCAUGGAAGCCACGCUUCGAGCUUGCGAGACAAAGCCCAUCAAAGGCGAGAUCAAGAUCUGCGCCACAUCCUUCGGGUCCAUGCUUGAUUUCGUGCGAGAAAUCUUCGGGUUAGAAGUCCAAUUCAAGGCGCUAUCCACUACCCACCUCACAAAAUCAGCCACCACCCUUCUGCAGACAUACACAAUCUUGGAGGUCUCCCAAGAGAUAUCACAUGAUAAGAUGGUGGCAUGCCACAUCAUGGCUUAUCCUUAUGCAGUUUUCUACUGUCACUACCAAGAGAGUACUGAAAGCAAGGUGUUCAGGGUUUUAGUGGAGGGUGAAAAUGGAGACAGAGCGGAAGCUGUGGCUGUUUGCCAUAUGGAUACAUCUCAGUGGAGCCCUAAUCAUGUCUCCUUCAAGGUGCUUGGGAUUGAGCCCGGUUCUUCCGCAAUUUGCCACUUCUUCCCUGCAGAUAAUCUUGUAUGGAUCUCAAUCCCUACUUAAUUAAUUUGAUCUAACCAUAAUUACGAAGCUCUCCUAUGUUUUUCGUUUAGUACUCUGUAAUUUCAUAUAUGGGCUGUAAGUAUUUAAGUUUGCUUGCAUGGACCGGCUGAUAGUAUAAACAUUUUGGUUUUUAUAUAUUUUAUAGUUUAUUCUA
This is a messenger RNA of Diospyros lotus (date-plum), 1422 nucleotides long. RefSeq names its product BURP domain-containing protein BNM2A-like. The transcript is spliced from 3 exons. NCBI's taxonomy places the organism in Eukaryota, Viridiplantae, Streptophyta, Magnoliopsida, Ericales, Ebenaceae. The record is from RefSeq and is a predicted model, not a curated record. The coding region runs from base 171 to 1268 and encodes 365 amino acids.